CCAACAGACAUGCAGCCCAGACUUUGCUGAACAAGUUCAAUAGAUCAUCUUUUCCUAAGCUUUUCAAACAUAUAAGCCACGCUCUUAAAUGAUUCAUUCUCUCGGCUCCCCUCUGUGUGAGGAUAAUAACAAGGUCGUGAUUGAGUUACAAUGCACAAUAGGAGAAAAAAAAGUCGAGCUUUGUCUAAUUGUUCCUUGACAGGGUCAGAGGGGAUUGCGCGAUUGGCUGCUGCCUCCUGUCAGAGGUGUUGGAGCGCUGGGAGUGACACCAAGGUAACCGAGGGGAGGCUGUAUAAAUUGCUGGCGCAGUGCAAACCACUCCAGAGACGAGGGCAUCAGCCAAAGUCUUCUGUGUGACCUUUGCCGCGCACGACCACAGGCCAUUACAGCGAUGACUGCAAAAGCAGAGCUUUCAAGCUGGACGGAGUACCCAGAGGAUUUCACCCCGCUGCAGCAGCGCAACCUGACCCACAUCAACUCCAAGACUUGGAUUUCUUCUAAUUCUCUCCAUGCGUUCUCCAGGAGGGACGCGCACGGAGCUGCAGACGCAAGCAUCUCACUGGAGAAGCUUGUGCCGAUGAGUAAACUUCCUGACUGCGUGUCAGCCGCAUGCAUCACAGAGACGGACUCUGACAAGGCAGCAGGGGGAGGCAAGGUGAGCCACUAUGCCCCCCAGAAACACAGGCGCGUCGCAGCCAACGCCAGGGAGAGGAGGAGGAUGCACGGCCUGAACAAAGCGUUUGACGAGCUGAGGAGCGUCAUCCCCUCCCUGGAAAACGAGAGAAAGUUGUCCAAGUAUGACACCCUCCAAAUGGCGCAGAUUUACAUCACAGAGCUGUCGGAGCUCCUGACCGGUGUGGUUCACCCGGAGUGCAGGAGUCCCCGUCCAGGCUCAGCGGACAAGACCUCCAGGAGGAAUCUGAUCCACUCUCUCCGGCCAGCAGUCACUGCGCAGUCCCCGAACCCGCUGACCGGAGAACAGCGGGACCCCUGCGCCGCCGUCGGCCACCUUAUAAUACUUGGCUCUACAUCUGACUUGGGGUCAAAUAAUUCAACGACUUCUUCCAACAGCAGUGACGGGGAAUCUUCGCACCUCAGUGACAUGGAGGAAAGUCAGAAUGGAAGACAGUAACAGAAAACCACUGACUUCUCACUGUUUACGCUGCAAUGUCUGUUGUAGAAGGAACCAGGAAAACCACAUUUUACAGAUUGUAGCAAUGUUGAUCAUGUGAGACAGUCCUGCAUAUGCUCCUGUCAUUUAUAUAUCUUAGAUGUUGUACUGCCAAAUGAAAAAAGCAGGUAAAACUCAAAAACACCUACUGAGAUCUUGAUUUUUUUUCACUUCCUAAGGCCAUGAUGAACUCGCAGAGGCCUUUUUAAAUGCACUUUAUGGCCUGAACCAUCACUAAAGACAUUUCCAGUGUCAUUAGUGACAUCUGUCUAAAUUAAAAACAAUUAUUUUGAUAUUUAUGUAUAGCUAUGGGGUAUUUUUAUGAGAUUGUUUUGCUACAUUAAAGAUAUACUUAAUCAUGA
Siniperca chuatsi (mandarin fish) is the source of this 1533-nucleotide messenger RNA. It is a transcript of the gene atoh1b, whose product is annotated as atonal bHLH transcription factor 1b. The record is from RefSeq and is a predicted model, not a curated record. The transcript has a single exon. Gene Ontology annotation, molecular function: protein dimerization activity. The coding region runs from base 392 to 1132 and encodes 246 amino acids. NCBI's taxonomy places the organism in Eukaryota, Metazoa, Chordata, Actinopteri, Centrarchiformes, Sinipercidae.